AUGUACACGUCGUUACUGCGUAAGAACUUACGAGCUCAGCAGCUUCACGCUAUGAAGUACGUGCAGUUGUCGCCACCUGUUAUCUCCUCUUCUUUGACUCAACGUACCUUUGCUAAUGCCAACGCGGCAUCGCUUGACAUUGAAAAAUUUGGCAUUACAAAUGCCAAGACUCAAGUGCAUCAUAAUUUGAGCUAUGAAGAGAUUGCUUCUCAUGAGAGAAAGAAUGGAGAGGGUGCAUUUAUUAAGAAUGGCACGUAUACGAUUGAUACAGGCAAAUUCACAGGUCGUUCACCGAAAGAUAAGUACAUUGUUGAUCAGACACCGUCAAACAAGAAGAUUUGGUGGGGUGAUAUUAAUCAACCAGUGAGUGCCAAAAUAUUUGACGAGCUAUAUGAACAUGUGACGAAGCAUUACAGCUUGGCUGAUAAGGUCUAUGUCUUUGAUGGCUACGCUGGUGCCAAUCCAGUCUCACGCAAGAAAGUACGCUUUAUUACAGAACUUGCAUGGCAGCAUCAUUUUGUAACCAAUAUGUUUCUACGUCCAACGAGUAAGGAAGAAAUUACUGACUUUAAACCGGACUUUACCAUUGUAAAUGCUUGCAAGGUUACAAACAAGGAGUAUAAGAAACAUGGCCUUAAUUCAGAGGUAUUUGUUGCUUUUAACAUUGAAAAGAAUGUUGCUGUCAUUGGAGGCACAUGGUACGGUGGUGAGAUGAAGAAGGGUAUUUUCUCUAUGAUGAAUUACUGGCUGCCUCUAGACGGCAUCAUGGCCAUGCAUUGUUCGGCCAAUAAGGGGAAAAAUGGCGACACGGCUCUCUUUUUUGGUCUGUCGGGAACGGGUAAGACGACUCUGUCGGCUGAUCCGCACCGUAACCUUAUUGGUGACGACGAGCAUGGAUGGGAUGACGACGGAAUCUUCAACUUUGAGGGCGGAUGUUACGCCAAAACAAUCAACCUGAGCCGCGAGAACGAGCCGGACAUUUACAACGCCAUCAAGCGAGAUGCUUUGCUGGAAAACAUCUUUGUGGACACUGAGACGAAGGAGCCGGACUUUUACAACACGUCCAAGACGGAGAAUGGCCGUGUGUCGUACCCCAUCUAUCACAUCCCGAACCAUGAACCUACCUCAAGAGGUGGUCAUCCGUCCAACAUUGUGUUCCUGACUUGUGACGCCUACGGUGUGCUACCGCCCGUGUCCAAGUUGAGCGAUGGCCAAGCCAUGUAUCACUUCCUGUCGGGUUACACGGCCAAGGUUGCUGGCACGGAGCGUGGGGUGACGGAACCCACGGCUACUUUCAGUGCAUGCUUCGGCGCGGCCUUCUUGCCCCUGCACCCGACCAAGUACGCUGAUCUGCUGCAACAGAAGUUGAAGAAGCACAACACCGCUGUCUAUCUCGUCAACACAGGCUGGACGGGUGGUGGUUACGGCGUUGGCAAGCGCAUGAGCAUCAAGAUCACGCGUGCGUGCAUUGACGCCAUUUUGGACGGGUCUAUCAAGAGCUCCGAGUUUUCGGAGGACCCUAACUUUGGGUUCCAGGUGCCGAAGAAGCUGAGUGACAUCCCUGAGAAUGUGCUGAACCCGCGCGAAGCGUGGAGCGACAAGGCUGCUUAUGAUGUUACGGCUCGGAAGCUAGCCAAUAUGUUUAAGGACAACUUUAAAAAGUACGUGUCGGCAGACGUCACGGAUUACUCGAAGUUCGGUCCCCAGGUGUAG
This is a messenger RNA of Peronospora belbahrii, 1713 nucleotides long. The record is from the annotation of a GenBank genome assembly. NCBI's taxonomy places the organism in Eukaryota, Oomycota, Peronosporomycetes, Peronosporales, Peronosporaceae.